Aureobasidium vineae is the source of this 1668-nucleotide messenger RNA. The record is from the annotation of a GenBank genome assembly. NCBI's taxonomy places the organism in Eukaryota, Fungi, Ascomycota, Dothideomycetes, Dothideales, Saccotheciaceae.
AUGUUCAGAAGCGCCCUUCGCCAGAGCGCCCGCGUGGCCACCGUCGCCGCUGCUUCGUCGAGAAUUUCAGCUGUACGUUUCAACAAGCUCCAACCACUCGCCGUCACCUCGCCUGCGACUACAAGCUCGAGAACCACGCUAUACCUGACCAACAUUGGGUCCGACAACCAUCAUUGGACCUGUCGCCACCUCCAAUGGGCCCGCGCUGUCGCUCCCGUCUCUUCCAUCCUCGAGCAGAGAAUCCGCGGUGUCCAGGAGGAGUCUGGUCUCGCCGAGACCGGCCGUGUCCUUUCCGUCGGUGAUGGUAUCGCCCGUGUUCACGGUAUGGCCAACGUCCAGGCCGAGGAGCUCGUCGAGUUCGCCUCCGGUGUCAAGGGCAUGUGCAUGAACCUCGAGGCCGGCCAGGUUGGUGUCGUUCUUUUCGGUUCUGACCGUCUCGUCAAGGAGGGUGAGACCGUCAAGCGUACCGGAGAGAUUGUCGACAUUCCCGUCGGUAUGGAGCUUCUCGGCCGUGUCGUCGACGCUCUCGGUAACCCCAUCGAUGGCAAGGGCCCCAUCAAGUCCACCGAGAGACGCCGUGCUCAGCUCAAGGCUCCCGGUAUUCUUCCCCGCCAGUCCGUCUCGCAGCCCGUCCAGACUGGUCUCAAGUCCGUCGACGCCAUGGUUCCCAUCGGCCGUGGUCAGCGUGAGUUGAUCAUUGGUGACCGUCAGACUGGUAAGACUGCCGUCGCUCUUGACGCCAUGCUCAACCAGAAGCGUUGGAACAACACCUCCGACGAGUCUAAGAAGCUUUACUGCGUCUACGUCGCCGUCGGUCAGAAGCGUUCCACCGUCGCUCAGCUCGUCCAGACUCUUGAGGAGAACGACGCCAUGAAGUACUCUAUCAUCGUUGCCGCCACCGCCUCCGAGGCCGCUCCCCUUCAAUACAUCGCCCCCUUCACUGGUUGCACCAUGGGAGAGUACUUCCGUGACAACGGCAAGCACGCCGUCAUCAUCUACGACGAUCUGUCCAAGCAGGCCGUUGCUUACCGUCAAAUGUCGCUCCUCCUCCGUCGUCCUCCCGGUCGUGAGGCUUACCCCGGUGACGUUUUCUACCUCCACUCUCGUCUCCUCGAGCGUGCUGCCAAGAUGAACGACAAGCUCGGUGGUGGUUCGCUCACUGCCCUGCCCAUCAUUGAGACCCAGGGUGGUGAUGUCUCCGCUUACAUUCCCACCAACGUCAUUUCCAUCACUGACGGUCAAAUCUUCUUGGAGGCUGAGCUCUUCUACAAGGGUAUCCGUCCCGCCAUUAACGUCGGUCUUUCCGUCUCGCGUGUCGGUUCCGCCGCUCAGCUCAAGGCCAUGAAGCAAGUCGCCGGUUCGCUCAAGCUCUUCUUGGCCCAGUACCGUGAGGUCGCCGCCUUCGCCCAGUUCGGUUCCGAUCUUGAUGCCGCCACCAAGCAGACCCUGUCCCGUGGUGAGCGUCUUACCGAGCUCCUCAAGCAGAAGCAGUACAGCCCCAUGGCCGUCAACGAGAUGAUCCUCCAGUGGGAGGCUGACUUCCUCAACCACCUCCGCACCAACGAGAAGACCAUCCUUGACCAGAUUGACAAGGAGGGUGCUCUCAGCAAGGACCUCGAGGCCAAGCUCAAGGAUGUCAUCAAGAGCUUCACCUCCAGCUUCUCGUAA